Exophiala oligosperma is the source of this 846-nucleotide messenger RNA. RefSeq lists its product as uncharacterized. Gene Ontology annotation, molecular function: N-terminal protein N-methyltransferase activity. The coding region runs from base 1 to 846 and encodes 281 amino acids. Gene Ontology annotation, biological process: N-terminal protein amino acid methylation. The record is from RefSeq and is a predicted model, not a curated record. The transcript has a single exon. Gene Ontology annotation, cellular component: cytoplasm. Lineage: Eukaryota; Fungi; Ascomycota; Eurotiomycetes; Chaetothyriales; Herpotrichiellaceae.
AUGGAAAUAGAUACCAAUCCGGACGACUCGAAGAUCUCGACCGCAGAUCAACUGGCCUACUGGAACCAGAUCUCGGCCGACGAGGACGGCAUGCUCGGUGGGUACCCACAAGUAUCGAGGAUCGACAUUCAAUUCUCGAGGACGUUUCUGGGCAAACUACGAAGACUGUACCCUCCCGCGACAAAGACGACGACGACGACUACAACAUACCCGUUCACGAGAUGUCUCGAGACAGGAGCCGGCAUAGGUCGCGUGACACUCAACCUUUUGUCCACGAUCUGCGAACGGAUCGACAUCAUCGAACCAAUCGAGAAAUUCACAAAUGUCCUCACAGUAUCCGACUCGCCGCUCGUCAAGUCGGGUCAGUUGCGACGAGUGUACAAUGUUCCCUUGCAAGACUGGACCGUCGAGACCAGCCCUUCGUGGCAAGCGUCGAAUGAUACAUCACCACCACCACCAACAACAACAACAACCGCAACCGACGACACAACAAUCACCCCCACCCCCACCAAAAACAAAGCCGACCGACCACAUAAAUAUGACCUGAUAUGGAAUCAAUGGUGCCUCAGUCACCUUUCCUUUGAUGCGUUAGUGAGGUACUUUGCCAGUUUGAUCCCCCUCCUCGCCGCCGAUGGCUGGAUCAUCGCCAAAGAGAACCUGUCGACGAACGCCUUCGGGACGGACACCUAUUACGAAGAGGACAGCACGGUCACGCGGAGUGAUCAGAAUUGGCGUGCGGCUUUUGAAAAGGCCGGCUUGAAGAUUGUAAAAACUCAAUUGCAGACGGGAUUCCCAAAAGAUUUGGGUCUGUUGCCGGUGAGGAUUUAUGCCAUGAGGCCGAAGUAG